Sitophilus oryzae (rice weevil) is the source of this 1492-nucleotide messenger RNA. RefSeq names its product protein CLP1 homolog (gene cbc). Gene Ontology annotation, molecular function: polynucleotide 5'-hydroxyl-kinase activity. Gene Ontology annotation, cellular component: mRNA cleavage factor complex; nucleus. The record is from RefSeq and is a predicted model, not a curated record. The transcript is spliced from 6 exons. The coding region runs from base 131 to 1405 and encodes 424 amino acids. Gene Ontology annotation, biological process: tRNA splicing, via endonucleolytic cleavage and ligation. Lineage: Eukaryota; Metazoa; Arthropoda; Insecta; Coleoptera; Curculionidae.
CAAUUAAUUUAUUUAAAUUUGUUUUUUUUGUUUCAAGGUUUGUUUAUUAUAUCCCUUGUCUGCUCUUGGUCUAUGGUUAAUAGAUUUUUCUUGGUAUAAUAGUUGUUAGUGAUAGUGUUUUUAUACCAAAAUGACCGAGGACAAAAAAUCUUUACUACAAGAAUAUAAAUUAGAACCUGACAACGAGCUACGAUUUGAAGUGGAAGCCAAAGCCGAAAAAGUAUACCUUACUUUAAAGAAUGGCCUAGCAGAAAUAUUCGGUACUGAAAUAGUCAAAGGAAAAACCUACGAAUUUACUGCAGGCGCUAAAGUAGCAGUAUAUACUUGGCAAGGGUGUACCAUUGAAGUUAAAGGCAAAACAGAUGUUAUAUAUACAGCAAAGGAAACGCCUAUGGUUUUAUAUUCAAAUUGCCAUGCAGCACUAGAGAUAAUGCGUUCAGAGAGUGAGAAAGAAAAUAAAAGGGGACCCAUUACGAUGAUAAUGGGGCCAACAGACGUUGGCAAAUCAACACUAUGUAAAAUAUUGUUGAACUAUGCAAUUAGAAUGGGUAGGAGGCCAAUAUAUGUUGAUAUAGAUGUUGGUCAAAGUACAAUAUCAAUUCCUGGUACUUUAGGUGCUUUAGUAGUAGAAAGGCCAUCUUCAAUUGAUGAAGGUUUUUCACAAGAGGCCCCUUUAGUCUUCAAUUUUGGUCAUAAAAGUCCUGAACAUAAUUCCAAACUAUACAAAAUGAUAAUAGAUCAACUUGCAGUGAUAGUUAAAGAGAGAUUAGAAGUUAAUAAAAAAACUAGGCAUUCAGGAGUUAUAAUCAAUACAUGUGGGUGGGUCAAAGGGGAAGGAUAUAAACAAUUAUUACACACAGGAAAAUCAUUUGAGGUUGAUGUUAUUUUGGUGUUGGAUCAAGAGAGACUUUACAAUGAACUAGUUAGGGAUAUGCCUAACUAUGUUAAAAUUGUAUUUUUGCAAAAGAGUGGUGGAGUUGUAGAACGAUCACAACAUGCCCGAUCAGAGAUCAGAGAUCAAAGAAUAAGAGAAUAUUUUUAUGGGACUACUAAAAAACAACUAUACCCACAUUCUUUUGAUGUGAAAUGGUCUGAAAUUAAAUUGUUUAAAAUUGGGGCACCUCCGUUACCAGACUCUUGUUUACCGCAUGGUAUGAAGCCAGAGGACCAUCUUACAAAACUGGUAGCCCUAACACCUAAUCCAGGAAUUUUACAUCAUAUUUUAGCUGUAAGUUUUGCAGAAAAGGAAGAUGACAAUGUUAUAUUGUCGCAUGUAGCUGGUUUUGUCUGUGUGUCAAGUAUAGAUACAGAAAGGCAAACUCUGACUUUGCUAUCACCACAACCUAAACCAUUGCCCAAUAAUAUUUUAGUUUUGUCUGAAAUACAAUUCAUGGACAGCCAUUAACCAUACUGUAAAAUACAUUUAAAAAAAUAAUGUAGUAAAAUGUUAAUUAUUUUAAUAAAUAUUUUUAUAAUAUAUGUACAACUAAAU